Molecule: messenger RNA, 2017 nt
Organism: Rhodofomes roseus
Lineage: Eukaryota; Fungi; Basidiomycota; Agaricomycetes; Polyporales; Fomitopsidaceae
Exons: 2
Coding region: 109-1566 (485 amino acids)
Source: RefSeq, a predicted model, not a curated record
CGACGAGAAGGCGAUCAGGGCCACAGACGACUCCUUGUUGCUAUGGAACGUUGGCCCAUACCUAGUAAGGAAACGAACUAACGUCUACGACCCGAAGAUGCGUCACCGAUGGUAAGACAAUACAGCACCAGAAAGGCAAUUCUCGGUCGCGACUGCCAAAACGAGACUGCACGGCCACCUGUGGGUGGCCCUGUCGACGGACCGCCACAGUGGCCCUGGUGCUUUGACCCUUUACCCAGUACGCCCGCAUGCUGGCCACCGCGGGCCCUGGAAACGACCGUUGGUAUGCACGCUCCUCUAGUCUUUAGCAUGCCACCGAGGAAGCCCAGGGCAGCGAAGUGGUAUGUCAAGAAGAAGGCAUCCACAGUGGCGUUGACAAAGCGCUCCAUGGUCGGUCUGCGGCGUGGCCCCGCUAGAAAGGCUGCGGGCGCUCGUGCGCCCCCGAGCCUUAGCGUUAAAGGCGCAGCGCAGAUCAAGCAUACGUCCGCCAACUGCGGUCGUCCACGGAAGCCCUCCCAGGAGGAGGUCGAGGAGCUGACAGAGCGAUGGGAGACUGUCCGGAUUCAAUACAACAGGCAGGCCCGAGAGGUCCAGGAAGCGAUGCAGGACGAAGGUGCUCUCAAUAUACCCAGGUUCGUCCGCCACCUCUGGUGCCACACGGCCGUUCUACAAGAAUCGAGGAGGGACCCGACGAUCACGCGAGAAGACAUCCUCGGUGACCCUGCGAAGGACAUAGUGGAGGAGGUGGCGUCGGGCGGAACGAUAGAGAAACUGGCGAUCGACAUUACAUUGGUCUCGGAGGGCUGGCUUGCCAACAGCAGGUCCCGGCCGCGCCACGUCCUGAUCCUGCGCGACGAAUACCCGACGCGGCCGUACCAUUUCUUUUGGCCGAACAAGCUGUUCCAGCAGACGACCCACGUCGCGUUCGAGCCAAUGCUGCACGAGAUCUACGCCAAGUUCCCUGCGAAGGGCCUCAAGUCGUUGUUCCCUCGGGUGCGUUGCUGUGGCAUCCAAAUCAUGGAUGCAAUGAUUACAAGGGCCGAGCUGGGCCGGGCUGUCCAGUUCGUCCGGGAGCUGUUGUCGGUCUUGGACAAGCUGGUCGUGUCCAUCUACACCGGCGCAGGUUGGUACUGCUGUCGCGACGCGCCUAUCUGGCUUGCUCUCCGAGCUCUGGCGAAGACGCAGCCGAAACUCGUCGUGCUUCCUCAUCAAGUCAGCUUCACGACGGAGUGGGAGAAGCUGGUCACGGACGGCGAAGAGACCAUCUGGGACGCGCAGGUGGACGAAGAUGAGUGUGAGAAGCUCCCGACGAAGGCCAGCCGUGAGGAGAACUGGAACGAGGCCUUCUUCGGGAGUGCGCGAUGGCUUUCUGGGAGCCGCAUUCACGUCGACGAGAAAAGAAUAACUCGCUACAAGGAGGAAACGGCGACGAGGACCGCUGCGUUGGAGGACAAACUCCGGUCAUUCCUCGACGACUUGACUGUGCCGGGCGUGUGCACACCCCUUGAGGACCUGGAGGCAAUGUUUCCGUUACCGCCUGACGCAAUGGACAUUUCAGUAUACUAGACAUCGUAAUGUUUUCGUUUGUAGCUUGCUGCUUAUGUAUCUAUAUCAUCGAACUCGGGAUUAUUGGACGUGUGGCUAAACCGCUAAUAGCAAACUUGUGAUUGUCAUGCACCCUCUCACGGCCCGCUUGUACUGUGAUCAUUGUCCUGGUUCAUACAUUGAACAGUGCUUUCCGUGUAACUGUCCGUGGUUGGAUCAUGGCCCUGUACAUGUGUAGCGGCUGACAUGCCUCAUCGUGCGCCCGCGAAUAGACUUGACGCACAGUGCGAUGUGAGAGCUGCCUCUCCGUGCAAGUCAUCGUUGCCCAGGUGGACAAUGCAGUCCAUAUAAAGCGACCUAGAGAACGCAGCGACAAUGGGCCACCCGGGCCCAGUUGCAAGGCGGAGACACCCUUGGGGCGUCCAUUGUCGUCGCCAGUGGCAAGACUAGCCUCUCGCGAGGUAUAAAAGAC